UCAAACGAAACGUGUUUGUAAUUCCGUGGAGCAUUUGUUGCUAAAGCUAUGGCAGCUGCUCCUCCUCUUGCUUUCUCUCUAAAUAAUUUGCUGAAUUCUCGUCUGCUUUCAGCUCCUUCAGUUUGGGUUAAUUCUUUGGUGGUUCCAAGGAUUUCAACAGUUUCUUCGUCGUCAUCUUCAUCAGCAAAGAAAACCCAUCACUUGAAGCUCGAACACUCCCCAAAAGCUUCUUCUGAAGGAGUUCCCAGUGAGUUGAUUGAAGAUUCAAAAUUCGUUCCUCUAAAUGCUGAUGAUCUAAUAUAUGGUCCACCUGCUUUAUUAUUUUUGGGCUUUGAAGUGGAAGAAGCUGGGAAGAUACAACAGUUUCUGAAAGAGUUGGAUGCUGAAUUCCUCAAGGUUAUUUAUUGUACUGAAGACAUGAUUACUCGUUCACUCUGGGAAGCAAUGAAUACAAGCCAACCCAAUUUGGAAGCAUUGAAGAUUGCCAAGGGACUACCACGAAUCUGUUUCUUAUCUGGUCUUAGUGGGGAGGAGAUGAUGGCGUUCAUUGAUUCUUUCCCAGAAGCAGGACUAGGGCUGCCUGUUUUUGCGGCCCUUGUUCCCAACAGUGCUGAUAAGCUGCUGGAGGAGUUGAUAGAAGAGAUUAUGGAGGACCAUGAAAUGCUAACUGCAAAGCAAAAGGAAAAGGCAUAGGCUAUGCAGAUUCGAUUGUUGAA
This is a messenger RNA of Prunus avium (sweet cherry), 716 nucleotides long. RefSeq names its product vacuolar acid trehalase. NCBI's taxonomy places the organism in Eukaryota, Viridiplantae, Streptophyta, Magnoliopsida, Rosales, Rosaceae. The record is from RefSeq and is a predicted model, not a curated record.